AUGGCGCCUGCUCCCGUCGAGAUUUACGACAAGACUUCGACGCCCAGUGCUGAGGUCGCCUACGACGAUAUUAACAAAGCCGCUGCAGCUCGGAUCAAGCCCAACCGCAUCCUCUAUACGAGCGUGUUUCUUGCAUUGUUGCAGCCCUUUCAGAGCGGAUGGUCGACAUCACAGCUCAAUCUCUCCUCCUAUAACAACACUGCCGAGUGUAAUGCGCGUCCCGUCGUACCGGGCACGUGUACGUUGUUUAGCGGCCACACGAAACUCGAGUGGAUUUUUGCCGUAAACUCGUGGAUCUUUGGCGCUAUGGUCGGUAGUCUGCUUUGUGGCUACUUUAGCGACAUGCUCGGCCGCAAGAAGCUCAUUCUGCUCAACUGUAUCUUCAUGAUUGGUGGUGCCAUCAUUCAGGCCGUGUCUCCUACCAUUUGGAUAUUUGCCGCCGGUCGCGGGAUCGCAGGAAUCUCUUCAGGUGUCGCCACUGGCACCAUCGGUUCCUAUGUAAGUGAGCUAUCACCGCCCCAUCUCCGUAGCUCCCUUGGUAUGGGACUGCAGAUUGCCACCACUAUUGGCAUCUUGUUGCCUCCCAUUUGCUUCUUCUUUGCCGACAAUGGAGACUCAUGGCGCUUUAUAGCCGGCUUCCCUGUUGUACUGGGCGGCAUCUUCAUCCUCCUAUCGCCCAAGCUGGCCGUGGAGAGUCCCGCGUGGCUUCUCAUGAAAGGCCGUCGUGAGGAGGCCAGACAGGUCAUUACACGUCUGUAUGGCGAGGAGCACGUGCAGACGGCACUCAACUGGCUCGAGCCCAAGAAGCAGUCAAGUGUUUCCGAGGCCGGAUACUCUAGCAGCGUGGCGCCGACCGAGUCGGUCUGGUCGUCCAAGUACCGCUUGCAGUUCUGCAGCGCACUCCUGCUGUCUUGCACGCAGCAGCUGUCAGGUAUCAACGCCGUGUUCUACUACUCUGGAAGUAUCUUCGCGGACGCCGGCAUCUCGGACUCGCGUAUUGGAACGCUUGUCAUUGACGCCAUCAACAUUUGGCCGGCCUUAUUUGCAAGCGUGCUGGUAUCGCGCUUCGGCAAUCGCAACAUGAUCCUCUGGGGUAUCAUGGGUAUGAUCAUCAUGUCUAUCGGUAUGACCGUGGCUUUCCUCGUGAAUGUGUCUGCGCUUUCCAUCGUCUUCACGGCGCUUUACGUCGUGGUGUUUGGCGUCACGCUUGGUCCGAUCGUGUGGGCCAUGACAGCCGACAUAUUUCCCGACUCGAUACGUGCGAGUGCUUCGUCUGUCUGCAUUGGUGUCAAUUGGUUGUGCAAUCUCGUCGUCGGCAUUGGGUACCCGUAUUUGGCUGAUGGGCUCGGCGAUUGGAGUUACGCGCCGUUCACGGCGUUGCUCAUUAUCUUCUACCUCAUCUCACUCAAGCUCGUGCCAGAGACUGCGGGCAAGACGAACGAAGAGAUUCAGGCAGAGUACGAGGAACGUCGUCGUCGCUAG
Molecule: messenger RNA, 1482 nt
Organism: Peronospora farinosa
Lineage: Eukaryota; Oomycota; Peronosporomycetes; Peronosporales; Peronosporaceae
Source: the annotation of a GenBank genome assembly